Patella vulgata (common limpet) is the source of this 940-nucleotide messenger RNA. Its product is annotated as outer dense fiber protein 3. NCBI's taxonomy places the organism in Eukaryota, Metazoa, Mollusca, Gastropoda, Patellidae. Gene Ontology annotation, cellular component: cytoskeleton. The transcript is spliced from 5 exons. The record is from RefSeq and is a predicted model, not a curated record. The coding region runs from base 35 to 802 and encodes 255 amino acids.
AGCUGACAGAAGGUAAACAAAGCGAAAGUAGGAGAUGGAAGGCGAUUCAGUUAAACAAGAAAAAAGAAAAUUGGCACCAAUAGCGGCGAGAGAAAGAGGUCCUGGUCCGGGUCAUUAUAGGUUACCAUCUACAUGUGGUUAUACUGACCAUGAUUGUACUAAACACACUAAAGCUGCCUAUUCUUUUGGUCGUCGAUUGGCUCUUUUGGCCAAUCAGAAUUAUACCGCCACUCCCGGUCCAGCCUAUCUUAUAGAACCAGCUAUAACUAAACAUGGCCGAGAUGGUACACCAGCCUACUCCAUGCUAGCCAGACGAGAUGGAGCACACUUGUUCAACACUCCAUCACCAGGGGCAUAUUUCCCAGAGAAAGUUCAUCCACAGGGGGAGAGGCACGCCCCUAAGUAUUCUGUCGGGGCUCGAACAAGAUACAGGAAGACGGAUAACAACCCAUCAGCUAAUAAAUACAAACUACCAUCCGUCUUAGGCGCCAAUCAACCAGAUAAACCAUCGUCUGCUGCCUACUCUGUUGUUGGUAGAAGGAAUGUCGGCAGUUACCUAGAGGAUAUGGCCAAGGCACCGGGUCCAGGUCAUUAUCAUUCAACUACACCCGAUACUUAUAAAAUCAAGGCACCGCUAUAUUCACUGAGACGUCGAUGCUACAUGCCGGAGGACUGUACCCUGAAACCGGGCCCGGGUGCUCACAGUCCCGAAAAGGUCAUCAUUAAUCGGCGAUCAGCCCCGCAACAUUCAUUAGGAAUACGUCAUUCAGAAUAUAUUUGUCAGGUAUUCGCGGAUUUAUAAUAGUAUGUCAAUUAUUGUUUUCUUGUAAAUUUUGUAAUUGGACAUUCAGCAAUCUGAUUAAAGCACAGAUCCUAUUUCGUUUCGUUUUUAUAGUUCAAAAUUUCGUUUUACUUGCCUUUACUACACUUGUAGUGUAAA